UUUCUACCCUAAAAUUCUUUCUAUUUGAACUCUGAAAAAAAUAAUUAUAUUUUCCUGACGAAAAUUCUUAUCGGAACUCCUAAUUGAUUAUUGAGAAGAUAUCUUUACAAAUUUGAUACAUUUAGAUUUCAGGCUCAAAAUUAAACACAAAAAUGGAGAAAGACAAGGUCAUUAAAUGGAAGGGUCUACUUUGGACUACAAUUUUUGUUCAAUUAUUAUUUACAGGACAUUGUAGGGGGAGAAUCCAUACUUUGUGUGUGACUUGCAGUAGAAGAGGACUUCAAGUCAAACCAAAGUUGGAGCCAAUCACAUCAAUUUCGGGGGAGGUUACUGGUGUUCGGGUCAAUACAACAACCAAUAUGGUUGUUUUGGACAAUGGCAUAGUUCAAGUCGCCUUCUCUGUUCCAGAGGGAUACAUAACAGGGAUACGCUAUGGUGGCCUAGAUAAUAUACUUGAUGUAACCAAGAAGAUAUCUCAUAGAGGGUACUGGGAUACAGACGAAUCAGAUGAAAUAGGGAUUUCAGGAUCAAGUUUUAAAAUCAUAAACCAAACAGAAGAUCAAGUAGAAAUUUCAUUUUUAUGUCCCCAAACUAACUCACAAUCAAUGAAAGUAGAUAUUAGGUAUGUAUUGCUUCGAGGUAGCUCUGGGUUCUACUCUUAUGCCAUAUUUGAGCGUGAACAAGGAUCACCUGCUUUGAAUGUGGAUCAGAUAAGGACUGUUUUUAAGCUUCAACCUCAAAAGUUCCGUUAUAUGGCUGUUUCAGAUACUAUACAAAGGUUAAUGCCAUUAAUACAAGACCUUCACACUGGUCAGACUUUGGCCUUCAAAGAAGCCGUUCUCUUGACAAAUCCAACUAAUAAGAAGAUCAAAGGACAGGUUGAUGAUAAAUAUCAAUAUGCUUGUGAUGAUAAAGAUAACAAGUUACAUGGUUGGAUUUCCACUGAUCACGGAAUUGGAAUAUGGAUGAUAACAGCAAGUGAUGAAUUUCGAAUGGGAGGACCUCUUAAACAAGACCUUACAUCUCAUGUUGGUCCCACAAUGCUUGCCAUGUUUCAUAGUACUCAUUAUGGUGGUCCCGAUCUAAUAAUGAAGUUCAAGGACGGGGAGCCAUGGAAAAAGGUGUUUGGACCAUACUUUGUGCAUUUAAAUUCCAUUCCUGGGAAAGGAGAUCCUCAUAUUCUUUGGAAAAAUGCAAAAGAUCAGAUGCUUAAGGAAGUUAAGAGUUGGCCUUAUGAUUUCCCUUUAUCGAAAGAUUACCCUAAGGCUAAUGAACGUGGAUCAGUCGAGGGAAGAUUGCUCGUUAGUGAUGGAACUAAAGAACCAAUUCCUGCAAAUUCUGGAUGGGUUGGUUUGUCUGCACCGGGUGACGCGGGCUCAUGGAAAACGGAAAUGAAAGGUUAUCAAUUCUGGACUCAAACUGACCGUGAAGGAAAGUUUAUGAUUAAAGGUGUUCAUGUUGGCACUUACAACUUUUAUGCAUGGGUUCCAGGAUAUAUAGGAGACUAUAAAUCUGCAUCAAUUGUCCACAUUGAAUCAGGGAAACAAGUUAGUUUGGGUAAUCAAGUUUAUACACCUCCACGAAGUGGAGAGACACUUUGGGAAAUAGGAAUCCCUGACCGUACUGCAGCAGAAUUUUUUGUGCCUGAUCCUAGACCGGAACUAGCAAACCCAAUGUUUUUACAAGAUGAGACAAACAAGUACAGACAAUAUGGUCUGUGGGACCGAUAUACUGAUCUUUACCCAAAGGAAGAUCUUGUUUACACUGUUGGUGUUAGUGAUUUUCGGAAGCAUUGGUUCUUUGCUCAUGUACUUAGGAGGGUAGGAGAUAAGUAUGAGCCAACCACGUGGCAGAUUUUAUUUCCCUUAAAGGAAGUGGUUCCCAACAAUAACUAUACCCUACACAUCGCGCUCGCAUCUGCAACUAAAUCUGAAUUACAGGUUAGAGUCAACAAUCCUGAUGUCCAAUCUCGCCCAGCUUUUACGACAUUGCUGAUAGGCAAGGAUAACGCGAUUGCAAGGCAUGGGAUACACGGAGUGUAUAUGUUAUAUAGCAUAAGUCUAAAAAGCGAGUUGUUUCAAAGUGGAGAAAACACAAUUUUUCUGACUCAGUCGAGGAACUUUAAUUAUCAAUUCAGUGGAGUUAUGUAUGACUACUUACGUUUAGAAGGACCAUUGUCUGAGUCAUCUCCCAGGUAAUAUGUAGUUUUCUUAAGAAUUUUUGAUGAGAAUUUUAUAAUAUAUCCAAAUUAUUUUCUUUAAAUAUAUAAAAAACGUUCAUAUGAAAGUAUACA
Molecule: messenger RNA, 2293 nt
Organism: Spinacia oleracea (spinach)
Lineage: Eukaryota; Viridiplantae; Streptophyta; Magnoliopsida; Caryophyllales; Amaranthaceae
Exons: 17
Coding region: 153-2198 (681 amino acids)
Biological process (GO): carbohydrate metabolic process
Molecular function (GO): catalytic activity; carbohydrate binding
Source: RefSeq, a predicted model, not a curated record